AUGUUGUUCUCCAAGGAUAACAGCCUGGUGGAGACCAUCGACUUUUCCAAUAUGGCCACACACGACGAGUCGAUGGUCCAUCUGGGCGACGACGACGGCCGCAUCCGGGAAGGCGACAACGAGUGCAUCAUCGUUCAUCCGCAGGGCAUCGAGGCCAAGGUUGACUACUUUUACGUCUCGCUCACCGGCUACGGGACUCGGGAGGCUUUUGCCAAGCUCCGCCACUGCUUUGUCCGCGUCGCCGCUGAGGCCGACGGCCGCGAGCUGCUUGCCGUCCGGCUGGCCGAGCGCGAAUUGGACUCGCGCUCGACGCGUGCGUUGGUCAUGGCCAAGAUCUUCCGCGCUGACGACGGCCGCUGGGCCUUCCAGGCCCUCUCCCACAAGACCGCCUCGUCCGGUAAGCCGCAGCUGACUAUGGAGAUCCAGGCGCUCGAGACCAAGACUGAAGAGCGCAAAGUCCAGUGGCGGGCACUCAAGCCCAACCUCAACGAGUCGGCGCUUGAAGACGCCCUCCACGACCGCGAGGUUCUCGAGGCGACAGUCACAGCCUCAGACUUUCCCGACCCGCACGCCGUCCUCUCGUCAGAGGUCGGCGCGCUGCGGGCCGAGCGCGCUGCGCUUCUUGCUGCCGAAAAAGCGACUCUGGUGGCAGAGCUUGAGGCUCUCCGUGCCGCUCUUGCCGAAAAGGAGCGCGCGAGCGCGAGCAAGCCCGAAGACGACGCCGCCCACGAGGCCGAGCUUGCUGCUCAGCGCGGAGAGCUGGAGGAGCUGACAACCCAGAUUGCCGAGGCAUCCGCAGCCGCACUGGUUGCUGCCAACGAGGCUGCGCUCAACAACUCGCUCAACAAUACAACGUCGCGUACGCUUCAGGCCCAACUCGAGGCGCUGCAGUCGCGACUUGACGACGUGCUUGACGCCGAGCCGAGCGAUAUAUCCCUCUCGCAGAGUCUUAGCCCGCCACCGACCAUGACUGCCAAGGAACUCGCCGAGCUGCAAAACGCAGUCCAGGAGCUGCAUACUCAGAUCGCCGACGCUACUGCCGCCCGUGCAGCGGCGCCCUUUGACCUGCUCACCUACAUCGAGGCCCAGACUCGGGCGCUCGCCGCGGCUGUGCUCUCAUCAGAAGCCAACCAGCUCAACAGCUCGCUAACUCUUCUUGCGGAAGGAUUUCCCGACGGAGAGCUUCCAGGCCUCGCGGGCCAGGAACUGGUCUCGGACGAUGCGCUAGCUGAGCUCCGCCAAGCGGUCGAGUCCAAGCGAGCAGCGCUGGCCGAAGCACAGGCAGCGUCGAUGUCGGGCGCGCUGUUCUCUGCAGACGAAUUUGCAGCCUCACUGAGAGCGCUGCAGGCUGCGUCGCAGCGUGAUGCUCUCUCUGCCGAGCUCGCGGCACUCACCAAGCUGGAGACCGAGCUCGCUGCCAUUGGCACACCCAGUUUGCCAACGGCGGAUGCCGCCCCGAGUCUCGACGAGGUGGCUGCGCUCCGCGCCGACGUUGUCGCCGCGCGGCAGAGAGUGGCCGAGGCACAAGGUACGCUUGCAGCACGAUCGCGCUUCUCCCUCGAGUCCAUCACGCUCCAGAACGAAGCUGCGCGGCUGCAGGCCGAGCUGGCUGCGCUGGGCGAGGUCCUCGGGCUGGCCGACGCCGAUGCAAUCGAGCUGGCGACCAGUGCCGCCGAGGCCGAGAAGCAAGUCCGCGACCUGCGCGCAGAUGUUGACGCCAUCCGCACCUCGGUCGGACGGGCACAAGCCGACUUGGCGGCGGCGUUUACCAAGGCCUCGACAUCAACAGCGAGUCAGGUUGCGGCGCUCGUCACCGUCAAGCAGCUCGAGUUUGAGCGCGAGGCUAUUUCAUCGCUCCUCGAGGCGACCCGCAAGCAGCGCGAGGCAGCCGAGGCAAAUGUCGAGGCGAGUACUGCACGCAUGACAAAGGCCGAGGCCGACGCACGAGCGCUAGAGGCUGAGCUCGUCGAACUGCGCAGCACUGUGAGUAGCGAGCGGGCGGCACUGGCAGAAGUGCGCGGAGCAUGGAUGGCGUCGUCGGUCUGGUUCGACGUCGCGUCAGCCAGCGCACAUCUCGAUUCGGAGCGCGCCCGGCUUCAGGCCGAGCUGGUUGGGCUGAAAGCGGCUAAGGACGCCCCUCUGGAAACGCCACCGAUGCCUGUUGACGACCUUGAGCCUCUACGGCAAGAAGUGGCGCAGCUCCGGGCGGAUGUGUCGCGGCAGCAGGGCGAGUGGCUCGGCGCGCGCGGGCCGGACGAGGUGCGGGCUGCGUUUGCGCUGCUGAACAACGAGCGGAUGGCACUCGAGGCCGAGCUGGUGGCACUUAGUAGCCAUCAUGCGUCUGCAGACGCUGAUGCUGGGGCAAGUGAGGCAGCUCUCGCAGAGAGCAAAGCCGAGCUCGAGACGCUGCGGGCCAAGGUUGAGGAUGCUCGACGGGCCGCUGCUCAGCACGCUGGAGAGUCAAAUGCGGCGGCGGCCAAGCUGGCGACACUGGCAUCGCAAAAGGCGCUUCUUGUACAAGAGUUGGCUCAACUGGCUGCGGUGUCGCAGCCCGACAUUGCAGCCGGGCCUGCAGAUGAGCUAGCUUCUGGUCGAUCCGGAUCGGAAGAAAUGGAGACGCUACUUACCGAGCUUGCCGAGCUCCGCGAGGAGGUGGAGGCCAAGCGUGCCCAGGCAGCCGAGGCGCAAGGCCGCGCAGCGGCAAAUCCCAAUCCGGAACGGCUGGCAAUCAUUGCAGCCAAGCACGAGAAGAUUGCACUUCGUGCCGAGCUGCAGGAGCUGCAGGGCGAUCUGGAGGUGAAGCGGGCAGAGCUCAACCAGCCUGCACUGGACUCAUCGACGCUGCAACUGCGGAAGCAAGUGACCGAGCUCCGGCACGCGAUGGCCCAGGUUGAUGGGCAGCUGAUGGUGCGCAAGGCGAAGAAGGCAAUGAUGGAGACCGAGUACACCCAGCUGACAGCCGAGCUUGCCGAGCUGCAGGCCGAAAUGGCUCAAAAGCCGCCGCUGGAAUCGAUUGGCGAUCCAAACGCCGACUUGCGGGCGCGGGUGGUCAAGCUCCGGCAAGAGCACACCAUGCGCGAGAACGCGUUCCAGGACCAACUCAACAACGUGGCGGCCAAGAAGGACAUGGUGCUGACACAGCGAAUGACGCUCGAGGCCGAACACAAGCGACUGAAGCACAUGCUCGAACACUUUGAUGAGCUGCACCCGGUCCUUGCGCCGCCUGUAGAGCUCGAGCAGGCAAAUCAGGACAUGGAGCGGCAAGUACAGGAGCUGCGAGUCCAGCUGGCAGAAAAGCGUGGGACGAUGCUGGCAGAGCCGGACGCUGGUCUGGAGAUGACAGUCAAGGCUAAGAUGGACAACGUGCGGCUCAAAGCCGAGCUGGAUGUGCUCAAGGCGCAGAUGGCUGCGCUCGCUGACCGCGAGGCCGAGGAGUCCUCGGCGGCAGCAGCGGCAGCGCGCAAGAAGAACCCGAACGCGCGGCUCCGCGAGGAGGUCGAAGCUGCACGCAAGGAGCUGGCACGCAAGCGCGGAGCAAUCCUGGCGGUGGCAACGCCUGGCCACGACCAAGAGGUGCAAUGGAUGAACGAGCGGGCAACGCUGGCAGCCGAGAUGUCCGGCCUCCGCGAGGCAAUCGACGAGCUGGACGCGUCGCUCAAGGCCAAAACCGAGCACAUUAUGGAGUCCAAGAGCGUGCGGCCGCACGAGAACGCCGAGCUACUGGAGCAAGUGCAGCAGCUGCGCAGCACGUUGGCGCGCAAUCACUCUCAGAUGCGGGUGAAGCAGGCGGAGUUGGAGGACGUCGAGACAGCAUACGUGCGCGAGAAGCUAGCGCUGACUGCAGAGCGCGAGGAGCUGAUGAAGCAGAUUCAGGCGACACGACGCAAGACCAAGUUCAAGGACUACACAACAGAAAUCAACGAGCUCCGCGAGACGCUAAGCGGCCUUCGUAACGAACUUGCCGAGGCGCAGGCCGAGAGCAAGGCGGUCAAGGCCAACCUGGAGGUGAUGCUGCAGGAAAAGGCUUCGCUGCAGGCGUCGAUGCGGGCGCAGCGGCGGUCGCUAGACGAAGAAAAGGCGGCGCUGCAAGAGCUCAACGCCGACCGGCUAGAGUCGCUCGACUCCAUCCGCGAGAUCCAGGACGAUCUGACUGCGGCCCGGCGAGCGGUGGCGCACGCCGAGUCUGAGCGGAUGGAGGCGCGAUCAGCUGCGCUGCUGACCAAGCUGGAGGCCGAGGCGCUGUCCACCGAGCUCACCGAGCUGCAGGAGACUCUGGCCAAGAUGGCAACGCCAAAGGCCGAGGCCGGGUUGGCAGAUCCAAACGAGAAGCUGCGGGCGCGGGUGAUUGCGCUGAAGCAGAAACUGCUGGUCCGCGAAGAAUCGCUCCGUGCUGCGGAAGAGCGGGCCGCGUCUGCGCAGGCCUUCCACGAGGCAAUUGGAGCACGGCUGCGGACAGAAAUCGAGGCGCUGAACACGGCGCUGGCGGAAGAGGCGCGGAUACCGCCUGUGCCAGAGGAUCCUAACGGCCCUCUUCGCGAGCGCGUUCUGCAGCUGCGGUCUCAACUCGGCGCACUGCAGUCCAAGCUUCUGAGCGCGGCCACGUCGCGGGCGAUGCACGACUCGGAGCGCGUGGCGCUGCAGGCCGAGUACGACUCGCUCUCGGCAGCAUUGUCGCAACUUGCGGCAGAGGAGGCUGGGGUUGGGAGCGAUGGUGAUGCGGUGAGCGGCGAUCCAAACACGAGCCUCCGGCACUCGGUGAUCGGGAUGCGAGCGCGGAUUUCUGUUCUCCGUGACGCCGCGUCGCAGCGGAGCCAGGAAAAGAGCACGCGGCAGUUCUUGGUGGCCAAGGAGAAGGAGGCGCUGGAGGCAGAGCUGUCAAAGCUUCAGCACACGCUCGCGCAGCUGACAUCACAGAUCGAGACGCACAUGGCGGGCGCGGCCGAGGCGGCGAUGAGCGGUGGCGGGGCCGGCGGAGUGAGCGAGGCGGAGCUGUCGCGGCUGCGGAUGCAAGUGGCCGAGGCGCAGCGCGAUGUCAAGGCGCGCGAGUUUGAGACGAUGACCAAGACCGAGGUGGCGCGGGCGCGGGCAUCGACGCUGCAGGCGGAGCAGGCGGCGCUCAAGGCGCAGCUGCGGGAGCUAGAAAACGCACUGCGGGCUGCGUCGCAGCCAUCAAUCCAACUUGGUGACAUGACGUCCAGCAACGAGCACAUGGCGUCAUCAAACGCAGCGCUACGCGCCGAGGUGGUGCGAGUGCGGAUGCAGGUUGCAGAGCGGGAGGGCCGGUCUGCGGGCCUCGCGUCGACGCUCAACAUUGCAGCGAUUCAAUAUGAGGAAGAGAAGAUGGUGCUGGAGGCCGAGCUGGAGGCGCUGCGGGAGCGACUGGCGAUGGAGCUGCCUGUGCCGAACACUCGUGCAGGCGGUGAGAAUGAGGCUCUGAGAGGGCAGGUGAGCGCGCUGCGGACCGAGGUUGCCAAGCGCGAGGCGGCGUAUGCGUCGUCGCUGCAGAUGGCGAUGGUGCGGAUGUCUGCAAUGGGUGCAGAGCGGGCGCUGCUGGAGGCGCAGAUGACGGAGCUCAAGUCGCGGAUGGACAGCUUGCUAGGCCAGGCCGAUGCAGCGACCGGCUCACAGCACGGACUCGAGGCCGAGGAGCGGCGUGUGGCCGAGUUGCGGACCGAAGUAGCAGAGCUGCAGGAGAAACUUGCGCGGCGGGAGGGGCUCACACUUGCGCAACUGGGCGAAGAUCCUGCGAUCCGUGCACGGCGGACAUAUCUGGAGAAGGAAAAGGCGACGCUGCUAGAGGUGAGCCGGCGGCUAGCAGAGCAGUUGGAGGCGCUUGCGACCGAGUCGUCGCCGCUCCAUUCACUCUUGAAGGAGCUUGCGCCGUCGCACGCGCCGGACUAUGAUGCUAUGCUCCAGUCUGAAGUUUUGCGGCUUCAGGAGACUGUGGCGUCGACGCAGCGCGAGCUUGCGGCCAAGCGUGGGGCGCAGCUAGCGGCGCUCGGCGAGCAGCAGGCCAAGAUCAAGGCGCGGCGACGAACGCUGGAGAUGGAGAAAGCGUCGCUGGCGGCGGAGCUGGAGCGGCUGUGCGAUCGGCUCGCCGAAGUGGACAGUCUGAGCCACCCGGCCGAGGCAAACGACAUGCUCGCACUCGAGGUCCACGUCUCGUCACUAGAGGAGCAGGUUGCCGACGCCCGGCGGAAGCUUGCCGAGGCCGAAGGCGUGUACCUUGCUCGGGUGGGGGAGGACACAGUGGAAGGGCGUGCACGGCGGCGAGUGCUCGAGAUGGAGCGAAUCCGGCUGACCAAGGAACUGGAGGUUCUCGAGGACAAGAUUGCGUCGACAGAGCACACGCUGGCGCGAAUUCCGGAGGAGGAUCUCAACGCCCUCGCCGCCGAGCUAGACGAGCUGCGGAUUUCAAUUGCGGCAGCACGUGACAAGCUGGUGGCUGUGACCGAAGAGCACGCGUCUGCGGCGCGGAUGGAUGAGCUCGAGGCCCAGCGGAUGGAGUUGUUCCAAGAGUACGCCGACUUGCAGGUCGAACUCGCCAAGGCGCAGUCGGGUCUCGACGCGGCGGCCAAGUUCUCGCACGAUGUGCGGGCAGAGCUCGUCCCCAUCGACCGUGAGAUCCGACGGCUUCGGGAGUACCUUGCCGGCAUCGAACUCGAGAAGGAGGCCAAGGACAGUGAGGGCCGCGUUUUGCUAAGUGUGCUGGAGGAGGCAAAGCGGGAGCUGGGUGGCUUGAUCCGCGGCGUCGAAGUUGUGGGUGGCGCUAGGGCCGAGACGGUUGUCGACGACAUGCCUGAGCUUGAGGCCGAUCCCGAGCCUGCAGCCGCUUCCGAGCCCGAGCCCGAGCCCGAGCCCGAGCCCGAGCCCGAGCCCGAGCCCGAGCCGCUGUACGAUAUCGAGCCGCUUGUCCCAGAGCGAGAUGUAGUGCCGGAGGAGUCUGUUGAGAGCGAGGAGGCGGACGAAGAUGCUGCCGAGGCGCUGCUUGCAGCAAAGCGGGAGGAGCUGGCGCGGCUCCAGGCGUUGUGGGAGGAGCAAGAGGCCGCGCGGGCGCAAGCGCGUGAGGCACGAUGGCGAGAGAUGGAGCUUGCACCUGAAAGUGAGCGUGCGCCGCUGUCACCGAUACGGAGCAAGGCGAGUGUGGCCCCGGCGUCUGUGGGGCUGCAAGGUCCGACUGUGCUCUCGCCGGCGAUCGGUGGGCGGCGGCUGCAGACGAGCUUUGGCGCGGUCGACCGGACCCCGCAUCUCACGCUUCCUGGCGGGAGCGGAAAGGCGCCGCCCCCGUGGCGGCCACUGACGCUCGACGGGGCGGCCGUCUCGAUCCCGCACGGCGACUCUGUGAUCAAGGCCGGGGUGCUGGCGAGCAGCGAGGUGGAGGUACGCCACAGCGGAAGUGGCGCCGUCCCAGGCAAAGUCGUGCUUCCGUCCAAUACCGGGCAGGGUGGCGUCGGUGGACGGCAUCAGCUGUUCCAGCAUCUCCAUCGUGUGUAGUGGCUGAUGGCCAGGGGCUUCUCUCCGCGACUAUUGAGCGACCUGCUCUCCGUGAUCACUAGUAUGGCCUGUGGCGAUCACCCCAGCGCCCCUGGCGCCCAGAGGCCUGCUGUCCGAGCCAUCCGCGCGUGCCGCAAAAAAAUGACAGAUGCUUUGCAAA
Messenger RNA from Thecamonas trahens ATCC 50062, 7654 nucleotides. RefSeq lists its product as uncharacterized. Lineage: Eukaryota; Apusomonadida; Apusomonadidae. The coding region runs from base 1 to 7494 and encodes 2497 amino acids. The record is from RefSeq and is a predicted model, not a curated record. The transcript is spliced from 2 exons.